UCUUUCCGCACCGCUUCUUCUGUAAGAAGAGGAGGUCGUGGGGCAUCUGGGAAGAUGUUCUUUGUGACAGGUGCCAAAAGUGCGGGAGGGGCAGCAUCGGGAGGAGGAGCGACGAGGUACACUGUCACUCUGAAAACCACUCUAUUUUAAUCAUUCAUUUUCAUAUAUUUUAUGCUGACAUGCAGUGGAGGUUCCUCCAAGAAGGAAACAGAGAAUGGUUCUCCUGAUUUAAAUUGAGAAAAAUGUCAACUGAUUCAACAAAUAAAACAAAAAUAUCCUCCUUGUAAAAUGAAUUGAAAUGGACUUGACCCCAACAUUGGCCUGACCACCACCUCAGGUCCAUCUACCAGAAAUUCCGAGAUGUUGACCUGCUGGACAAGAAGAAGACGGUGACGGCUAUGAAGGCUGGGGAGGACCGGGCUAUUCUCCUGGGCCUGGGCAUGGUCAUUGCGUCAGUCAUGAUGUACUUUGUCCUGGGCAUCACUGUACUGCGCUCCUACGCAGGCAGGUACUGGACUAUCAAUCUGACAGUGGAUUGUUUUGGGUGUAUUUUAUGCUUUUGGGUGCCCUCUGCUUUUGCUCAUUCUGAAAGACUGCAAUUCAAUCAAUCUGCCUUUGUAGUGUUCAUGCGGUAUGUUAGUUUUUCAGUAUUUUCUGUGUGCAAGUCACUGCACAACAUGCCACAAUAUUAUGGAGGGUUAUCAGUGCCAAUUCUAAAAUGCAAUGCUUAAAUGCUAAAUUGAAAAUGUGAAAAUGACGCAUCUACCUCCGAGGGGAGUCUACCUGGUAUUUUUACACCCCAAAAUCUUUCUGCAAUUUUUAUUUGAAUACAGAGAAAAUAUAUGUUUACAUGCCACUGUGUAAAUCCUACAAUAGCCUUGAAUUAUUCCCCUCAUCUCUCCAUAUAGUGUGUGGACAGAGGAGAGUGUCUGUGUUGUGCUCAACUCCACCAUCACGGCAGACGUGAACUGUUCCUACAGCUGUGGCUCGGACUGCUGGAGAGGCUCCAGGUUCCCCUGUCUGCAGGUCUACGUCAGCGUCAACACCACGGGCAGGCUCAGCCGCUUAUCCCACAACGAGGAGAGUUGGGACGCCAACUUUGAGGUGAACGGACGGUCAGAAUGGAGGUUUUGAAAGACUGGAAGGGCGUAUGUUGACACAGGGCUUGUGACAUGCUGACCACACCGCUCACUGAUACGUGCGCGAGCGUUGCAAAAUAAAUGUACACAUACCUGUUAUUCAAUCGUUUCAUCUAAACUGCUUGCGUGCGUCAACGCAGUGUUGCCAACUCCUCAGUAAGGAAAGUAGCUAUUGGCUGUCCUAAAAGUCGCUAGAAGUCGCUAAAUGAUGUCAGCACCUAAUUUGCAUAAUUGGCCAUGUGCAUGUAAUUGUGAUGGACGCUGGAGGAGAGAAGAAUAACGUCGUGGGAGAGACAAAAAGUGAGUAAACAACACCCUAAAUAUGUUUAGAACUACAAAUGAACUUUCUUCUGUCGAUUCUUGUUUUUUUUUAUGUCACAAUUCCAACCCUCCUCCUUUUAUCCGGACUUGGGACCGGCAAAAGUAACCCAAAAGAGACACUCUGGCUGGUUUUUUUAUAUUUUUUUAUUUAAUGUAAUACAAAAAAUUAAAAAUGUUUCGUUUUCUUAAGUUUGGUUUGGUUUUUAACCUUAUGGUCCACUUAGAGUCUACAACAAGUCACAGUAAAACAUUCACAUUUUUAACCAAAACAUUUAAAACAUUUUUUUGUAUACAAUCUACAUUAACAAUCUAAAUGGACCAAAAAGAGACAAUAAAAAAAACUGUCAAUGGCAAUGUGAGAAAAUGAUGGUAACUAGUCUGGCCCUAAUUCAGGUUAAUUGUUGUUGUUUUUCAGACCCCCCUCCACACACACACAGGCUGUGCUGGCUCACAGAAAGAGUGGGUCAUCGUCAUUUUGGUCAAGGCUCUCUAUGGCAGGUUCAGCAACUGAGGGAGCUGACUUAAAUGAGUAAGCAGCUGAUGUGCCAAAAAGCUGCAAAACAUUAUCAGACAGCUGGUGCUCAUAGCAAGCCUCACCAGACAGCUUCAGUCCAUAUCGAAUGUACAGGAUGGAGUUAAGGGUCUGCAAGGACAUCCGAUUCUAAGUUUGCUUUUUACCACACUCAUCUGGCUGAAUACUCUCUCGACUUCAGCAUUCGAGUGUGGCAAGGACAACACAGACACAGCAGCCAUGGCAAGUUCUUGAAACGGGUUGAUAUCAGCUGCAUCCCUGAACUUCCAAAUCUCACUCCAGAAGCCCAGUGUGUUUUUAGUCUCAUUCCAUUUACUAAAAUGGAUGGCACGCCAUUGCUGGAUAAUCUUGUCUAUCUCUGCAGGGGAGUAGCCAAGGAGCUUGGCUAUUUUUUCUAUUUCUCCAGGGCUCUUAUUGUGCUUUAGAGUUUCCUCCACAUUGAAAACUGACAUGUACUGCAAUGCUUCGAUGUUGUCCGGCAGUCUCACUCUCAACUCAUUAGUGAGGGAGAUGGUGAAGGCUACACACCACUUUCGGACAUUGUUUUCAUCCUCAGGCGCAAGGUGGAGCUCAGCUGCCUUUGACUCAAAAAGGUAACCAAGGUAUGGUUUGGAACUGAUGUAUCCAUCUAUUGGCCCUUUGAGUACAUCAACAUUUGCCAGUGGAUUCAGCACCCUGCUGCUCACAGACUUGAUCAGGCUAACCAAGCUGUCAAGUAGCUUAAGAGGAUCUACUUGCUCUCCUUCAAAAGCCUUGAUGGCCAACUGUACCUCACCCAGCACUGACUUCAAAAAAGUCAGAUACAAUAUGAUUUGAGGAUCACUGUACAUGGAGUAUAAAACCUCAGCCAUGUAGCAGUGUUCACUGGACUUGGUGACUGCGAAAUGCAGCCUAAGCUCCUCCCACUGGUCCAAAAUGCGUGAAACUGCGGGUUCAAUGGAGAGCCAACGUGUGGCACACACCUUGGUUAUCUGUAAAGGUUUCUCCCCACAGUUGAUGGUCUCAUAUAUGGCCUUGUAGGCCUCCCUGCGCUUUGGAGACACUGUUAUAAGUCUCUCGUACCAAGUACUCCACACUACGGGGGAUGGUGUCAUUGGAAGCAUGACUUACAGCAAGCUGCAGAGAGUGGCACACACAGCGAAUAAGAACCAGAUCGUUGAGGCCAUACUCCUCCUUCAGCACUUUAUGGACCCCAUUGUUAAUCCCCGUCAUAACAGAGGCAUUGUCAGUCCAUGUCCCCAGGAGUUUCUCUUUUUUAAGACAACACUUCUCGAGGAAAGCCACAACAGCACGGGCUAUAGAUUUGGCAUCUCCUCCCUCCAACUCAACAAGCCCCAGAAAUGUUGAUACAAUUGUCUGCUUGGUGUCACUAACGUACCUUAUCACAACCCCCAGGUACUUAGAAACACUUACAUCCGUGGACUCAUCGAGGAGGAGGCUGAAACGCUGGUCACCCAUAUCUGCGACCAACUUUUUCAGAAAGUAUGGUGCUAGAACACCAUUAAUCAUUUCUGUGCACUUUGUCCUGUGCAUUUUGAAGUGGGUAGCAGCAGUGGAGUCUGAGAAAGCAGCUCUACGUGCUUCUCCAAUGUGAUCACAUGCCAGCAUGGAACAGUGUUCAGCGAUAGCAAAUGCCAUGGUGGCCUCAGCCUUUUUUGCAGAGAAAAUUAUUUUAACCAUAAAUGGCAGCUUGUUUUGGGUGGAACUGUUAAAAGGCUUUGCCUUUUGAGUAUGUUUUUGAGUUGUCAUGUGUUUUUUUACAUUACUAAGUUUGGCAUAGAAAUCAGCCUUACAUUACAGGCAGUAUGCCUGUGUAUCAUCUCCAAUAAACGUCUUCAACCAGCCUUUGAAUUCAGGGUUUGAUUCCCACUCCUUUCUGUAUUUUUGAGUGAACAGUUUAGACUGAGACAUGAUGAGCUAGCCAGCUAGAUGUUUAGCUUAUGUCACAGAGAGGCACACACACAGUGGACGAGGUGAGCAAGUGACUGAGGCUGUGUGAGUCAAAUGCAGUGAUUUAUUUUGUGCAGUGAUUUAUUUUAGACAAAGAACAUUUUACAUUUACAUCCCGCCCUGAAUGUAAGCCAGGGCGGGAUCAGCCAGCGGCAGCUUCCCGCGAUUCAUUUGCAGUCUGGACGCGGAGGGGUGAACGUCUCCUGCUCUGACUGCAGCUGGGAGGGACUGCUGCGCGAGGACUGGGCCGCCUGUGAGUGCUUUGGGACGGGGGUGGGGCCCACGGCAGAACCCGCUGCUCGUUGAGAAGAGUUAGAACGAUACGUGCUUUCACGUCAGAGUCUCCAAAAGUCUCCAAUAACACCAGAAAAAGUAACUCGAUUUGUCGCUAGUCGAGCUUUUGAAAAUGUGUCGCUAGAGGGGUCUGAAUACUCGCUGCGUCAACGAGCGUUGCGUAGCCAGGCGCUAAAAUAGAACUUGGUUCUAUUUUUGACGCAUGACACGCUGCAAGUCCCGCCUCUCUCAUCUCUUCAUUGGUUUUUAGGAGCAUAUACCCGCGUGGGUGAUUGAAAGAUGAACUGAGGUCCACACUCCAGUCCAGUUGGUGGUGGUAAUGCACCUUAAAGUUGGUUGCCAACCGCCAUAUAAAGUCCACAGAAGAAGAAGAAGAAGAAGACGAAGAAGACUGAAGGAGGAGAGAUUACUAGAAACUAACUAGGUUUCCCCUUUUAUCUGUGGAUUAAUUGUCGGAGUAGAGAACACAAAUUUUACAAAGAAGAUUGUAAAAAAAAGUACCUUGUGCAUUUCAGGUAAAAUAACCACCCAAUGUUUAUAUCCCAGAACAAAUUAGCUAGCAACAGCAAGCUAGCUAGCUAGCUAAAUGGCCAUGAAUGUUUCAUGUGUUUUGACCUGUCCCCAAAUUAAUAUAGUUGGUUCAGAGUUCAUUUUGAUAUUUCAACCUGCGUGUCCUGAUCACAUCUGGUGUGGAUGGACAAAAUCAACAUGCGCGCCCGGUCUAGUCAGCAUGUGAGCUAGCAGGACUGCUUCUUCCUGUUCAGGUGGUCUGGGAAACUCCUUGCCCUAUGCAUGCGCUAUGUCCCUGUUUCUCUCAACAGGAAGAAAUGUUUAUUUGUACAAAUAAAUAUUUAUGUUGAGUAUCAAGGGAUGCUUACUAAGCCUGUAGGUUAGGUAUGCACGCUGAAGGCCCCCGAACUAACAUCAACGUCACCCACCCACUUUUCUUUUCUAUUUCCAGUGUUUCUACGUGCCAAAGUGCCAGAAGGACACCGAUGCCAUGCACCACAUUAUCAUGAACAUCUCAGAACGCCUGAAGCCACACCAGCAGGUCCUGUGCUACUACGACCCCAGCGACCAGCAGGAGAGUGCCCUUCUGACCCGGCAGUACGGCCACAGUGCCGUCUUCCACUCGCUCUUCUGGCCCUCCUGCAUGCUCACGGUGGGCACUGCCAUCAUCUUCAUGGUCAAACUCACCCAGUACCUCUCCAUUAUGUGCGAGCAGGUAGUCAAGAUCGAAAGGUGAAGCUUGUUAGCGUGGCAGCUGAGAGCGACAAACAUGGCCGCCAGUCCGGACAGAUGAUGACAUGAAAGGGAUUGUAUUAACCGCAUGACACUGUGACCUCUUGUAAUGUUGCUCUCUCAGCGCUGAGACAUUUGGAACAGGUGGCUGGACUGGCUUCCGUUCCACUCAGUGA
Molecule: messenger RNA, 5654 nt
Organism: Coregonus sp. 'balchen'
Lineage: Eukaryota; Metazoa; Chordata; Actinopteri; Salmoniformes; Salmonidae
Source: the annotation of a GenBank genome assembly